CUGAAGCGUAGUGCAGCGGUUGCUCGGUGUUGUGGUUGUGGUGAUAUUAAGCAAUACUCGCACGGGGAACACUGUGUGCGAAACGGAAUUACUGACACGGACGAGCAGGCUUCUGCUCCUUUAUUCAACCGCCUGGAAAAAGAAAUGGAGCUAAAGAUGAUAGCACAACAGUAGCCAAAAACAACAGGACUUAAUGUUUUUAUUUAAUUUUACAAGUUGACGCUUUUAUUAAAGUGAGGUCUUGAGGUUUUAUUUAGUGUUUUUUUUUCAUACAUUUUUUUUAGUUAGAAUGAAGGGCUGCAUUUCUGCUUUGGGAACACAGAGGAGGAGGAGGGGCAGCAGCGGGGCGGCCGGGCUCUUGUAUCCGCUGCUCGGUGCGUGUCUCUGGGCUGCAGUGGUCGGGUACAAGCCGGUGAUCAUAGUGCACGGUUUGUUCGACAGCUCAGGGGAUUUUAAACAUUUACUUUCCUACAUUAACGAGUCUCAUCCUGGAACAAACGUGACCGUCAUCGACUUGUUCGACAGGAGUGCCAGCCUGGAGCCCAUGUGGAAGCAGGUGGAAGGCUUCAAGGCAGCUAUUUACCCGAUAAUGCAGAAUGCAGCAGACGGGGUCCACUUUAUCUGCUACUCACAAGGUGGGCUGGUAUGCAGAGGAAUCCUCUCCACUCUGUCCGACCACAACGUCCAGUCCUUCAUUUCUCUGUCCUCUCCUCAGGCUGGGCAGUAUGGAGACACCGACUACUUGAAGUACCUCUUCCCUCAGUUCGUCAAGUCCAACCUCUACCACCUCUGCUACACCUCGAUAGGUCAGAGGAUUUCCAUCUGUAACUACUGGAACGACCCUCACCACAGAGACCUAUAUGUGAACAGCAGUGAUUAUUUGGCUCUGCUCAACAGUGAGAGACCAAAUCCAAACUCAACAGAGUGGAAGAAAAACUUCCUCAAAAUAAAAAAGCUGGUGUUAAUCGGAGGACCGGAUGAUGGAGUCAUCACUCCGUGGCAGUCCAGUCAGUUUGGCUUUUAUGAUGACAACGAGACUGUUGUUGAGAUGCAGCACCAAGAUUUGUAUUUAAGAGAUGUUUUUGGGCUGAAGACGUUGGGGGCUCGUGGAGAUCUGAUCAUCUGUACGGUGCCUGGAGUGGAGCAUGUGUACUGGCACUCUAACGAGACUGUGUUUCACAUGUGCAUGGAGAAGUGGCUGGAGUAAACACUCUUUUACAGCAUUCACAUACACACAGAUACACACACAGAUGCACAAGGUGGAGUUUUAUAAAAUCAUAAUGCCCACCAUGUAUAAAACUCUGCCUUUACAACCACUGUGAGGUACACUUGCAAAUAUUUUUGAGUGUUUUUUUCAGUGUUACUCAGUUCUUUAGGUUACAGUCUUCAGAAAUCACUUUACAGUGUUACCAGUCUUUGUUAUUACUUUACAUUCUUUUGGUGUUUUUUUUAUGUUUCAGCAGAUACAUAUAAUUAUUCAGGCAGAUUAUUUUAAAGGGAAGAUGCUUUUUUAUUUCAAAAUUUUUUAAAUUUGAUGUGAAGAGUUGGAUAAAAAACUUGAUCCCUCACUCCUGUGUGUAAUUUGUACGUGAAGGUACAUCGAGAGGAGAAUUAGCUUAGCAGAGCAUAAAGACUGAAGGAAACAGUGAGCCUAUCUUUGUUCAAAUCAUUAAAAUGCAUCUCUUAAUCAGGCCAAAUUACAUGCUUCCCUAGAAACAAAUCAGUAAAACCAUGCAGAUUAUUCUUUACGUGUUAAGUAUUGCAGAGACCAACUUUUUACAUUUUGGAAGAACCAGGCUGUCAUUUCCCUCUUUUUCAAGUCUUAAUGUGAACCUAAGCUAACCUAGCUUCCUGUUAUUUAUAAAUGAGAUUGUCGUUUCUCUUCUUUUCUAACUUUGGUAAGGAAAAGGGAAUCAGAAAGAUUCCAAGAUUUUCAUUGUAUACUUUUCUUUUUUUUAGUGUUUUGUCUUUGUACUACAAAGCAAAUCAGUGCUCGGACUGAAGUGAAUGCCCAGAUUAUAAGCACAAGACAAAAACUUAAAAAGCAGCAGAUAGAACGACUUUUAAAAACAAAAAGAGGAUUCAACUGUGGUUAUAUUUUACAGCAAGCUACAGUGCAUGAAAUGAAAUGUGUGAAGACUGCUGCUGCUAUUUAUUUAGCUAAAACUCAACAUAGCCAAAGCAGGAGGUUAAAAACAUAUUUUUCUAAAUCCCAAGUCUAAGUUGGUUUUAUUGUUCCAUCUUAAAGCUCUUGUAAAGAGUUGUAAAUGGGUAGUGAAAUGGGUUAAAUUUUAAACUUAUGUUUCUUUAUAUGUUAUAAUGGUAAACAAGACCAUCAGAGAUUAAAGAAUGUAUUUCUAUAAAUUUACUCUCAAUGAUUUAAUCUGAAGGGAAAUGGUUUAUUUAGAAUUCAAGAGCCUGACUCUAAAAGUCACAGAUUUGGAAUAAGGGAUGUAUUUCACUAUUAAAGACAAAUAAGUGAGAUUUUUUUUUUUUUUUUUUUUUUUUGAAAAAAUUACAUAAGUUUGUACUUUGUCAACAGGGGGUGCAAAAUUCAAACCAACCAGAAAGUUCCUCACAAGAGCUUUAAUAAUAUUUGUAGCAUAUUAUCCUGCUUUGUCUCAGUCCUAAAACAUGGCUGGCAAGUUUCCAUUGACUGCUCUUCAAAGGUUAAUUUCUGUUGCAUUGUCCUUUAAUGUAUGUGAAAUAAUAGUUUAUCGCAAACUAAAACCAAACCCACAUAUAAACAGUAAAUAUCUAUGUGUGUGUCUGUGUGUGUUCAGACACACAUACCUCAAAUCUUGACACACAAAAACAGUGCCUGAGCGUUAUCGCGUCAUCCUCUCUACAUGUACAGACUCACUGCCCUGCUCAUGUGAUGAUGCAGUAAUUUGUAUCUUUUUAACCCCUCCAUUUUUAACCAGGAGGAUCAUGUUUUGUCCUCGUUUUUCUUUUAUUUAGAGUAAUUAUCAUGUUUCAUAUCAUUAUCAUGCAGUGCUUUGAAGCUUUUGUAGAUUAAGCCUUAAAUUGUCCCUACAUGCCUCAGUGUUUCAUGUUUCAUACCAAAAGUGCUAAAACACACUGCCUAUGUGACGGUGCUAAAAUGAAUGAAAAAAUAAGUGUGGAGAGAUUAGAGAAUGGCAGUUAUUUAUUAGUGUUUACUCAUCCAUCAGACUUUAGUACAUAUCCGUCUUUACCUCCCAUCGCGUUAGAUAUCUCAGGCGUUUUAGCAACCUUCUCGUUUGUCUCUUCCAGAAAAGGGAAACUGUUUUCUUAGUCAUUGUUUGCAAUUUAUUGGAUAUUUAUGGAUGCCUGUUGUACUUAGAUGUUUCUCCUAACAAUAAGAAUGGACAUUUACAUUGUGUGGUAUAAAAUGCUAUUUUAGAGGAAGACGUAUUGCACAAUAUUUACCCACAUAAAGUGAAGUAAAGGGUGAACAUGGGAUGAUUUUAUCCAUUUUUAAAUGUGUAAAAAUGUCGGUAUUGUUUGAAUGUUGUUGCAUCCUUAUUUUAAUGUUUGCUCGUUUAAAUUGGUUGCAAAAAUAGCAGUUUUAAGGGAAGUCCUUGCUGUUAAACUUCUUUCUUUAUAAAAAGUUAAUACUGACAUGGACAAUUUAUAACCUCUAACAGAAAUUUCUAUUUUGACACUGUUCUUCAAAUUUCUACAGCGUUUGGUCUCAAAUGAAAAUGUGUCAAAUAUCGGCAAUUACUCAAUAAAUGACAGUUUUAAACA
This is a messenger RNA of Cheilinus undulatus (humphead wrasse), 3732 nucleotides long. RefSeq names its product palmitoyl-protein thioesterase 2b (gene ppt2b). The coding region runs from base 290 to 1207 and encodes 305 amino acids. The transcript is spliced from 8 exons. Lineage: Eukaryota; Metazoa; Chordata; Actinopteri; Labriformes; Labridae. The record is from RefSeq and is a predicted model, not a curated record. Gene Ontology annotation, cellular component: lysosome. Gene Ontology annotation, molecular function: thiolester hydrolase activity.